Messenger RNA from Merops nubicus (carmine bee-eater), 2305 nucleotides. Its product is annotated as ribosomal protein S6 kinase alpha-6. Gene Ontology annotation, biological process: protein phosphorylation. Gene Ontology annotation, molecular function: ribosomal protein S6 kinase activity; ATP binding; magnesium ion binding. Bases 10 to 2154 code for a protein of 714 amino acids. The transcript is spliced from 21 exons. NCBI's taxonomy places the organism in Eukaryota, Metazoa, Chordata, Aves, Coraciiformes, Meropidae. The record is from RefSeq and is a predicted model, not a curated record.
GGCCUUAAAAUGGCAGAUGAGCCUAUGGAAGAAGGUGAACCAUAUUCCUACCACGAUGAAGGAAGUGUGAAAGAAAUUCCUAUUACACACCAUGUGAAAGAAGGAUGUGAGAAAGCAGAUCCAGCACAGUUUGAACUUCUGAAGGUUCUUGGACAGGGAUCGUUUGGAAAGGUCUUCCUCGUUCGGAAAAUAAUUGGUCCUGAUGCUGGGCAACUUUAUGCAAUGAAAGUAUUGAAGAAAGCUUCUUUAAAAGUACGGGAUAGAGUUCGGACAAAAAUGGAGAGAGAUAUAUUAGUAGAAGUAAAUCAUCCAUUUAUCGUCAAACUGCACUAUGCCUUUCAGACUGAAGGGAAGCUAUAUUUAAUAUUGGAUUUUCUCAGGGGAGGAGAUGUAUUCACGCGAUUAUCCAAAGAGGUUAUGUUUACAGAGGAAGAUGUGAAAUUCUACCUCGCAGAACUGGCCCUUGCUUUGGAUCACCUUCACAGCUUGGGAAUUGUGUACAGGGACCUGAAGCCAGAAAACAUUUUGCUUGAUGAAGCAGGACAUAUCAAGUUAACAGACUUUGGACUCAGCAAAGAAUCAGUAGACCAAGAGAAGAAGGCCUAUUCUUUCUGUGGUACUGUAGAAUACAUGGCACCUGAAGUAGUAAACAGGCGAGGGCACAACCAGAGUGCUGACUGGUGGUCCUUUGGUGUUCUCAUGUUUGAAAUGCUCACUGGUACACUACCAUUUCAAGGUAAAGAUCGAAAUGAAACUAUGAAUAUGAUACUCAAAGCAAAACUUGGGAUGCCUCAGUUCCUCAGCCCUGAAGCACAAAGUCUUCUGAGGAUGUUGUUUAAAAGGAACCCAUCAAAUCGAUUAGGAGCUGGUUCAGAUGGAGUUGAAGAAAUCAAGAGACAUCCUUUUUUUUCUACUGUUGACUGGAAUAAACUGUUCAGAAGAGAAAUUCAACCCCCAUUUAAACCUGCUUCUGGAAAGCCAGAGGAUACCUUUUGUUUUGAUCCAGAAUUCACAGCAAAAACACCAAAAGAUUCCCCAGGAGUCCCACCCAGUGCAAAUGCACAUCAGCUCUUCAAAGGGUUUAGUUUUGUUGCAACGACUACUGUGGAAGAUCAUAAAAUAUCACCCCUCACCAACAUACUGCCCAUAGUACAGCAACUUCAUGGAAGCAGCGCACAGUUCACUGACGUGUAUGAGCUGAAGGAAGACAUUGGGGUUGGUUCCUACUCAGUGUGCAAGAGGUGUAUACACAUAGCUACAAACAUGGAGUUUGCUGUAAAGAUAAUUGACAAAAGUAAGAGAGAUCCCUCAGAAGAAAUUGAGAUUCUCAUGCGUUAUGGACAACAUCCAAAUAUUAUUACUUUAAAGGAUGUGUAUGAUGAUGGUAGAUUCAUCUACCUUGUCACUGAGCUGAUGAAAGGAGGAGAGCUGCUGGAUCGCAUCCUCAGGCAGAAGUUCUUCUCGGAGCGAGAGGCCAGCGCGGUGCUGUACACCAUCACCAAGACUGUGGACUACCUGCACUGCCAAGGAGUGGUGCAUCGAGACCUUAAGCCUAGUAAUAUUUUAUAUACGGAUGAUUCAAAUAAUGCUGAUUCCAUCAGGAUUUGUGAUUUUGGAUUUGCAAAACAGCUUCGAGGAGAAAAUGGACUGCUUCUGACCCCGUGCUACACUGCAAACUUCGUGGCACCAGAGGUUCUCAUGAGACAGGGAUAUGAUGCUGCUUGUGACAUAUGGAGCUUGGGUGUUCUUCUUUACACCAUGUUGGCAGGGUAUACCCCGUUUGCCAACGGUCCUAACGAUACCCCAGAGGAGAUCCUGGUACGGAUAGGCAGUGGAAAAUUCUCCUUAAGUGGAGGCAACUGGGACACUGUUUCAGAUGCAGCAAAGGACUUGUUAUCACACAUGCUUCACGUAGAUCCACACCAGCGGUACACAGCUGAGCAAGUCCUGAAGCAUUCCUGGAUAGCCUGCAGGGACCAGCUGCCACAUUAUCAACUCAACAGGCAAGAUGCACCACAUCUAGUAAAGGGAGCCAUGGCUGCUACGUAUUCUGCACUGAAUCACAAGACAUUUCAGCCAGUGCUGGAGCCUGUUGCAGCCUCCAGUUUAGCUCAGCGACGGAGCAUGAAAAAGCUAACAUCAACAGACUUAUAGAUCCACUGGGACACCUUAGCAAACACAAGCAAGGGGGGAAAUCCAAUAAGUGGCUCUAUUUUGCCUGACCCGUGAUCAAAAGGCAUCUAUGGUUUCCUGCUACACUACUUGAAUUCUGUAAAAGUCCUUUUUUUAAAAAGAAAAAAAAAAU